This is a messenger RNA of Apis laboriosa (Himalayan honeybee), 917 nucleotides long. RefSeq names its product c-Myc-binding protein. The record is from RefSeq and is a predicted model, not a curated record. Gene Ontology annotation, cellular component: nucleus. Gene Ontology annotation, biological process: regulation of DNA-templated transcription. Lineage: Eukaryota; Metazoa; Arthropoda; Insecta; Hymenoptera; Apidae. Gene Ontology annotation, molecular function: transcription coactivator activity. The transcript is spliced from 3 exons. Bases 307 to 576 code for a protein of 89 amino acids.
UUUUACAUUAAUUAAUAAGUGCUUAUAUUAAUUUUGUUUAUAAUUCUUUAUUAUAUGAGAGAAGAUAUUUUAACUACUAACUUUGUAACAAUUUAAAUUUUAUGACACGAAAUUAUAGAAUGGCAUCAGAUAUAGGUCCAAACUGAAUACUUUUUUGAUUAUAGUGUUUCCGAUCGAAAUAAAUUGUGACAUUCGAAGUUUAUUAUUGAAAGCACACAAGUUUCGUAAAUUGUAUUUGUGAAAGGAAGUGAAAAAGAAAGAGAAAGUAAUUUUUACUGUUACUAUAUAUUGAAUUCACUUCUCAAAAUGCCACCUGAUUCUAAAAGAGAAGAAUUUAGAAAAUAUCUGGAAAGAGCAGGAGUGAUGGAUGCUCUUACGAAAGUACUUGUGUCUUUAUAUGAAGAACCAGAAAAACCAGAUGAUGCUUUAGAAUAUAUUCGUCUAAAUCUAGGAGGCAUCACAGAAGUUGAUGUGGAAGUACAAACAUUAAAAAAAGAAUUAGAAGAAGCUAAAGCCAAAAUCAAUGAGUUAAAGACAAAGUUGGUGAAAUAUGAAGCAGAUGAAGGAACAGAUUAAUUCACGAAGAUUUAGUUAUAAUAGGAUACUAGUCCCUGCUGGACACUGACUUUUACAGAAAGUCAGAUCGACUAUGUGCCUUAAAAAUAGAUAUAGCAAAUCACUUUCUGAUACAGUUUAAAACAUAAGAUAAAUUAAGUUUCAUGCAAAUUCCAUUAGUUAUAAGCCUAUUUCUUAUCAUGUUCACAAAAGUAUAGAUGAUACUUUUUAUAUUUGUUUUUUAACAAAAUUAUACGUGUUUAUAACAUAAGAUCUAGUUUGUAAUUAAAGUAUACAAACAGGAUGAUAAAUUAGAAAGUAAAAAUCAAAUUAAAUUUUUUGGUUUGUGAUAUUUCUGAUAU